AUGGACUUGCCAAGAGCCGAGCAACUCCCGGGCUCCGACGGGGAAGACGGCGAGGUGGACGUCCUGGGGACGGACGAGGACCAGGAGGAGGCCGACGGAAGCCGGCCCCGGGAGCGCACCGAGGACGCCGCCUCUGAGCCCCGCGGCGAGUUUCAGGCCAGUUCCGCAGCGCCUGCGAAGCCCCCCUACUCGUACAUCGCGCUCAUCACCAUGGCGAUCCUGCAGAGCCCGCGCCAGCGCCUGACUCUCAGCGGCAUUUGCGCCUUCAUCCGCGGCCGCUUUCCCUACUAUCGCCGCAGCUUCCCCGCCUGGCAGAACAGCAUCCGCCACAACCUGUCGCUUAACGACUGCUUCGUCAAGAUCCCCCGGGAGCCGGGCCACCCGGGCAAGGGGAGCUACUGGAGCCUGGACCCCGCCUCGCAGGACAUGUUCGACAAUGGCAGCUUCCUCCGGCGCCGCAAGCGCUUCAAGCGCGCCCAGCCGCCUCCCGGGGCGCCCCCGGCCUGCACGCCGCCCCCGGGACCCUACCCCGCCGCCACCUCGCUGCUGCAGCCGCACCCCCUCCACUACCUGCUGCUCCCGCCACCCCCACGGACCUGGGGGGCGGCCAGGGCGCCGCGGCCCGGGGGCGGGUGCACAUCCUUCAGCAUCGACAGCAUCCUGCAAGGGGUCCGGGCCGGGGGUGCCGCGCAGGGUCUGCCCCCCGCCCCCUGGGGCUACUGCCACCUGCUGCCUCCCUCCCGGGCUUCGGCGCCCUGGCUGCAGGUGUCCGCCGCCACCAGCCAGGCUGCAGGGCAGCAAGACCGCGACGCUGUCUGCGCUCCCGCCAAAGGCGCGCAGCUGGGGUGUCCGCUCGGGGCCCCUGCCGACCGAGACGGGACCUCGCCGGCCUUCUAA
This is a messenger RNA of Chrysochloris asiatica (Cape golden mole), 897 nucleotides long. Its product is annotated as forkhead box protein D4-like 1-like. The record is from RefSeq and is a predicted model, not a curated record. Bases 1 to 897 code for a protein of 298 amino acids. Gene Ontology annotation, biological process: anatomical structure morphogenesis; regulation of transcription by RNA polymerase II; cell differentiation. The transcript has a single exon. Lineage: Eukaryota; Metazoa; Chordata; Mammalia; Afrosoricida; Chrysochloridae. Gene Ontology annotation, molecular function: DNA-binding transcription factor activity, RNA polymerase II-specific; RNA polymerase II cis-regulatory region sequence-specific DNA binding.